AUGUCGCGGUGAUACCCUUUGGUUGGCACUACAGGUUAACCGUUUCGUACCCACCCUCAUUUGUAUCUCAACUCAGAACGAGAGGGACCCGCCCACAACACUUUCGCAGUCAUGCAAACCAUCCGCUCAUUCGUGUUUGGGCCGACUCCAGAGGAGCAGCGGCAGAAGUGCAAUGCCCUCGUACGGAAGAACGCGCGGAAACUAGAUCGGGACAUACAGAACUUAGGCCUCCUCGAAUCGAAAACCAAGACCUUCAUCCUCCAAUCCUCCAAACGCGCCGAACGCAAUCCCUCUCAAGCCGCCCAAGCCCAACGCGAAACCCGUACCUUCGCCAAAGAAAUGGUGCGCAUCCGCCGGCAGAAAGCGCGCCUCGCCACCUCCAAAGCGCAGCUCCACUCGGUCCAAAUGCAAGUCAACGAAGCGUUCGCCCUCCGGCGGAUCGAGGGGUCGAUCAAGAAAUCGACGGGGAUCAUGAAGGACGUCAACCAGCUGAUCAGCCUCGGGCAGCUGACGGGGACGAUGCGGGAGCUCAGUCAGGAGCUAGUGAAGGCGGGGAUCAUCGAGGAGAUGGUAGGGGAUUCGCUGCCGGAGGAGGACGAGUUCGAGGAGGAGGAGGCAGAGACGGAGGUGGAUAAGGUGUUGACGGAGGUGCUGAAGGGGCGGUUGCCGGCGAAGGCGACGCCAGAGGAGGUGCCGAGCGUGCCGGUGCGGGAGGAGCCGGUAGAGGAGGAGGGGGAGGAGGAGGAUCAGGAGGAGAUGUUGGCGCAGAUGAGGGGGCGACUGGAGGCGUUGAAGAGUUGAGAGGGGGGGGUUCGAGGAUGGAGCGACGUGGAUCUUACGAGGCAUAUGCGUUUGGCGUUAGGGGACCACGGGUGUUCGGUUUGGUGUGGCGUUUAGUGGUUGGAUACAGCUCUUGCAGUGAAGUCUAAAUGCUGGUGGGAUUUAUUGGUUGUGAUAAGGGAGGUUGUUGGUGGCAUCCAUGCCAUAGUAUUCUCGGCACAAUAUCUCCCCGUCAGUACAACAUUAGAAUAGGUCUAUGGGACAUGAUAUUCUGCUUAGAUCGUGGUAUCGCACAGGACCCCAAGACUGCAACUAAACCAUAUCGUAGACGCGGAAACGACUAUACAGUCAAGGUUGACUCAAGGCUCACCUUGCCCCAGGGCAUCUAGUGCGUCUGGUGCAAGGUCAAACCAAGAGCAGCUUCAAC
Messenger RNA from Eremomyces bilateralis CBS 781.70, 1207 nucleotides. RefSeq names its product SNF7 family protein-like protein. Gene Ontology annotation, cellular component: multivesicular body; ESCRT III complex. Lineage: Eukaryota; Fungi; Ascomycota; Dothideomycetes; Eremomycetales; Eremomycetaceae. Gene Ontology annotation, biological process: endosome transport via multivesicular body sorting pathway; late endosome to vacuole transport; protein transport. The coding region runs from base 112 to 801 and encodes 229 amino acids. The record is from RefSeq and is a predicted model, not a curated record. The transcript has 4 exons.